Molecule: messenger RNA, 1133 nt
Organism: Paramecium octaurelia
Lineage: Eukaryota; Ciliophora; Oligohymenophorea; Peniculida; Parameciidae
Source: the annotation of a GenBank genome assembly
AUGAUGUUGAAUUUAUAAUUGUAACAACUUACGAAAUCUAAAUAUAAUAUCGAUUUUUCAAUUCAGAAUGAUUACUUAGAUAAUUUAAUAACAUUCAUAUAGAAGUAAUAUAGAUAGUUAGUACAACUACUAUAAUCUUUCAUAGACUUACAAAAAUAUGCUCAAAGUUAUUAUAAAUAGAUCAGAUUUCGAGAUAGAUUACAAUCAUUUUGUCUAUAUUUAAAAUAGUGGUAACUACUGAAUAUAUUUAUUAUCGUUUUAAUCAUAUAUCUGAAAAUAUGUUUGAAACUUGCAAUUUAGAAAUUGAAGGAAUUGAGAAUCAAAAGACACAUCUCUUAUGUAAAUGUAAAGCAAUAGGAAAUUUGUUUUUAAUAAAAAUUUGCUAAUAAAAGAACAACUUUCAUAGUACUACAUUUGUAAAUAAAUUUCAGUUGAUUUUAGUUAAUUUCAUUAUUUGAGUACGCUUUCCUAUUGUUUAGGGUGGAGUUAUUUUAUCAUUAUUUUUAUUUACUGUUUCCUAUAUUUUAAAGGGUACAACUGUUAAGAGAUUAUUGACAUGGAACACACUUAAAGUACAAGGUAAGAUUUAGACUUUGGCUAGAAAGAGUUAAGAAGAAAAUUGUAUAUCCAGGUCAUAUAUAUAUGUUUAAGGCAUCUUUCAAAAUAAAUUACUAAAUUAUACAGUAGUUAAUCCAUUCAUUUUUGCAAUUUUUUCAGCUGAAGAAAGCAACCUUAACAAAAGCUUUAGAUUUUACAAUUUAGUAAUUAAAUAUGCAUUUUAAUGUUAAUAUCUGUUUAGGAAGACUUAAUCUCAAAUUUAGUAGUCUUAAAUGAAAAAAUUAACCUCCUUAUUAUCUUAGGCACUAGGGUAAUUUCAAAGAUAUUUAAGCAGUUUAUUUGUUUCAAGGCAAACUUCCUAUAGCAGAGAGGAUAUUGUAUCUUUGCCUUCCUCUCAUGUAUUUAUUCUUUACAAUUUUUGUAUAAAAUUGAAUGUAUAUUAAUAUCUCAUAUUAAAAAAUAAAUAAGAUUGUCAUGGAUGUGCCUUUAGUUUAUUAAGCUUUUUAUUUUAGUGUUUUUCAUUUUUAGCCGAUCACAAUUUUUAUAAGAAUUGUUAUAUAUAAAAUCAUUUUUGA